This is a messenger RNA of Anolis carolinensis (green anole), 1808 nucleotides long. Its product is annotated as histidine--tRNA ligase, cytoplasmic. Gene Ontology annotation, biological process: histidyl-tRNA aminoacylation; mitochondrial translation. Lineage: Eukaryota; Metazoa; Chordata; Lepidosauria; Squamata; Anolidae. Gene Ontology annotation, molecular function: ATP binding; identical protein binding; RNA binding. Gene Ontology annotation, cellular component: cytoplasm; mitochondrion; cytosol. The record is from RefSeq and is a predicted model, not a curated record. The transcript has 14 exons. Bases 256 to 1767 code for a protein of 503 amino acids.
ACCGGAAAACGUCGCGCAAACUGGGGGCUACCGUAAAGCGUUCGAAGUGUCCUUCCGGUUGGUUCUUUCUAGCCAGAGAGUCCCCAGCCGAGGUGCUGCCUUUUCUAUGCUUCCUGGGAAGCUUUUUCUUCCUGCGGAGAUGCAUCUUUCACUGACCAGAAUGCAAAGGCUUCCUCUCCUGUGGUGCUCUGAAGAUUUGAUAUGCCCAGAAUAGGAAACAUUGCUGGCAGAUGCUAACUGUUGAAACUCCUCACCAUGCAUUGGAUAAGCUUUUUCACAAAGGCUCUGUACAGGAGGCAUCUUAUGCCAGUGCACUUUUGUGUUCAAAGGAGACUUUCCAGCCAUCUAUCGAGCAAGGUGACUGAAGAUGUGGUAAAUCAACCAUCGCCACAGCUGAGCGAUGCUAGAGGAAGAGAAAACAUAAUUCUCAAAACCCCCAAGGGCACCAGAGAUUUCAGUCCAAAGCAGAUGGCCAUCCGUGAAAAUAUAUUUGCCACCAUUAUCAGCUGCUUCAAGCGCCAUGGAGCUGUGACAAUCGACACCCCUGUGUUUGAGCGGAAGGAAUUGUUAUUUGAGAACAGUGGAGAUGAUUCAGAGCUUGUCUAUGAUCUGAAAGAUCAAGGAGGAGAGUUGCUGUCUCUUCGGUAUGACUUGACUGUGCCGUUUGCGCGUUAUUUGGCUAUGAACAAAAUUACCCAUUUUAAGCGUUACCAGAUUGGCAAAGUCUACAGGCGUGACAGCCCAACCAUGGCUAGAGGGCGCUACAGAGAGUUCUGCCAGUGUGACUUUGACAUUGCUGGCCAGUAUGAUCCCAUGAUUCCUGAUGCAGAGUGUCUGAAGAUUAUGCAUGAGAUCCUAAGUGCCCUACAGUUUGGAGAUUUCCUGAUCAGAGUCAAUGACAGACGUAUUUUGAAUGGGAUAUUUACAGCGUGUGGUGUUUCUGAAAAAAACUUUCUAAGUGCUUGUUCAACCCUUGACAAACUGGACAAGAUGACAUGGGAAGAAGUGAAACGUGAGAUGGUCAAAGAGAGGGGACUCUAUCCUGAGGCAGUUGAUCAUCUUGGCGAAUAUGUUCGGUUGCAUGGGGGACUGUCUCUGAUUGAGAACUUGCUUCAUGAUCCUAAAUUGGUGCACAAUAAGCUUGCCAUGGAAGGGCUAGAGGACAUGAAAUUGCUGUUUGAAUACCUUACCCUGUUUGGCAUCACUGAUAAGAUUUUCUUAGAUCUGAGCUUGGCUCGUGGUCUGGACUAUUACACUGGAGUGAUCUAUGAGGCCGGCUUACUGCACCAACAAGAUGGCCACUUAAAAGAGUCUCUCUGCGUGGGCAGUGUGGCUGGUGGUGGGCGCUAUGAUGGGCUGGUAGCAUCAUUUGAUCCAAAGGAGCGAAAGGUACCCUGUGUUGGAGUCAGCAUUGGUGUUGAAAGAAUAUUCUCUAUCAUAGAGCAAAUUACAGAGGAAGAGAUCCGCACAACAGAAACUCAAGUGUUGGUGGCAACUGCUCAGAAGAACUUCCUUAAUGCAAGAAUGAAGCUAAUCUCUGAACUAUGGGAUGCUGACAUCAAGGCAGAGAUGUUUUAUAAGAAAAAUCCAAAAAUGCUGAAGCAGUUGCAAUAUUGUGAAGAAAGAAGAAUUCCUCUGGUUGCCAUCAUAGGACAACAGGAGCUGGAUGACGGAGUUGUAAAACUUCGAGAUGUAAUUACUAGGAAGGAGAUUAAUGUUCCUAAAGAGAAAUUCAUAGAAGAGAUCAAGAAAAGACUAAAGAAAUAAACACUUCAUUUCAAAUUUUUAAUAAUACAAAUUGCAAGUUA